This is a messenger RNA of Nylanderia fulva, 2772 nucleotides long. RefSeq lists its product as uncharacterized. Gene Ontology annotation, molecular function: protein binding. Gene Ontology annotation, cellular component: extracellular matrix. The record is from RefSeq and is a predicted model, not a curated record. Lineage: Eukaryota; Metazoa; Arthropoda; Insecta; Hymenoptera; Formicidae.
UCUCUCUCUCUCUUCUCCCUCUCUCCCGUUCCUCUCUUUUUCUCCCUUUCUCCGCAAAAGCUCCCUUAGCCCAUCUUUCUCACUCUGUCUUUUCUCUCCUCGGCUAUCGUCUGUCUUCUCUUCUCCCUACUCUUGCGAGCAUUCCAGCUUUCGCUUUACAAAAGCGUCUCCUUAAACUUUUUUCUCCGCGGUCACGCGUGGCGAGCGAUCCGGGAUCGGUGACAGAUUCUAGACGAUUGAUGGAUACGAGCGGAGUACGUCGGACAAGUUCUCCCGGCAAUCCAAGGUGUCUUCAUGGCGAGUCACGUGGAUUCCGGUGAUUCGAGAGAAUUUCGUUAGUUUGGCUCGGACCGAGUGCGUUAUGGGACGUGCGUGUUCCGCCUGAUAUAUCGCGUGUCUAUCAUCAUUGGACAAGUCCACCGGUACAGAUUUUGCUGCGGACCACCGGGCUGAAAUUCUUGACGAGAGUGCGUGGCAACAAUCAAACAAAAAUUCGCUCGGGUGUAUCGGGUCGAUGUGCACAAGUCCGAGGAAACUCACUGACACUUCGCGUCGCUCGGUGGUAGUUCCAGUCCGGAAGAAGCUCAUAUGGAAUGGCAUCACGUGGGCCGUCGCCGCCGUGGACGCUGUCGAUCGCGAUAGCGAUGGUCGUCGUGAUGACAGCUCUGGCUAGUGGCAUCUGCCCGCCGCGAUGUCGAUGCGACGACGAGAGCCUACGCGCCUCUUGCGCUUACGCCGGCCUCGAGGUCGUGCCGAUCCAAUUGAAUCCGGACCUCCGUCACUUGGACCUCUCUAAGAAUCGCGUGACCAACGUGCACCUGACCUUCGGCUUCUACGGGAAUCUCGAGAGCCUCGAUCUCAGCUCGAAUCUCAUCCGCACCCUGGGUCAGGAGAACUUCAGCCUGCAACAAAAUUUGCUCGUGUUAAACGUCAGCAACAAUGCGAUUCACACUUUAGCGAAGAACGCUCUGCGAGGACUCACGUCUCUAAAGGAAUUGCAUCUGGCCGGCAACAACAUCUCGCACAUGGACGAGCAGGCGUUCAAGUACACCAGCGAGCUGGAAGUGCUAAAUCUGAGCAAUAAUUCGAUCACGAGUCUACCCGACGAUCUGCUGACGAAUCUGCACAAGAUACGGACUUUGAUCCUGAGCGAGAACUCGCUGUUGGAGGUACCGACGAAUAAUCUGGUGCUAGCGCCAAGUCUGGAGCGAAUAGAUAUGUCGUACAACCUGAUACAGGAGCUCGAUCGAGACUCCUUGCCGUCGUUACCAUCAUUGAUCUCCCUAAAUCUGUCCAACAACGUCAUCAGGGGCAUCGCCGACGUCGCCUUCGAUCGUCUACCGGAUCUUUUGUAUCUGGAUUUAUCCGGGAACAAUUUGACGUCCGUGCCUACGGCCGCCCUGGCCAGACUGAGCGUUCUGACGAGCUUGGUUUUAAGCACGAAUCCUCUCGGGUCCUUAGAGGCCGUGGCCUUUCGCAAUCUCUUCGAGUUGAGGAACUUGGAACUGAACGACUGCAUGAUCACGAGCGUAAACGCGCGAGCGUUCGCCGACAAUGUGAACCUCGAGCGUAUCUCGAUGGACGGCAAUCGGGAAUUGAGAGAGCUACCGGUGCGUGUCUUAUACGGUGCUCGAUACCUCAGGUGGGUCUCGUUACGCCGUUGCAGCUUGGCGACUCUGCAACCGACGCAAUUUCCGGUCGACGGUCUCUCCCAUCUACGUGUCGGCGGCAAUCCUCUCGUGUGCAACUGCUCGGUCCAUUGGCUGUGGAACGUGAUACGCGCCGAGGAGCGACGUAACGAGACGCGGCUCGAACUGGAUACCCACGACAUCAUUUGCAGCGACGAAGAGUUCGCUGGCAAGGCUCUGAUCACGCUGUCCGAGGGUUCCCUGCGGUGUCGCAUGAGCCCGCUGUAUCUGUCAUUGUCAACCGUCGGUUGCCUGGCGGCGGCCGCGACCGUGCUCGCUCUGAUCGCCCACGUCACCCGGACCAAGAGGAAGAGACGCUCGUCGCUCGCGUACGCCGCGUCGAAUCGUCCCGAGUUUCUGGUCUACGUAGGUAGAAGCGAUGGGCUGGACAAGAACGCCGAGUCCUACAGUCGGCGUCUGUUGGCCAGGAACAACGACGACAUGUCGUACGAUUCGCCACGUGGCAAGGCGGCGGUGCAGGCCGCGGCGGAGUGCAGCCCUCAGUCCCAGGACACGAACAUCUACGAGACUCCGCGAUACGCCCGACCCGGACAUCAUUGCGACGUCGUGGAUCCUUCGUACGGGAAACGACUGACGGAGGAAGGGGUGUACGCGGUGGCGGACGUGACCGAUCUGCGGGACGAGCCGCCGGAAGUGUUGUCGCUUUAUCGCGGACGCAACCCUUCCGGCAGAUCGAACACUCUACAACGGCUGGACUACGGUUACGAUUACGAGUACGAUUACGAUUACGAGCCGUCGCGUCAGUCGCCGCCUCCGCCACCGCCGCCGCCGCUUUCCGAGAAACCGCACGUUGUCUUCGUGUGAGGGGGAUCAGCACGUGGGUCCAGCUCUCUGUAGCCGUAAUCGGCGAAUUCGGGGAUAGUCUAGUCGUUAAGGCGAACCGGAUGCGCCGCGCCAACUCCGUAUCGCGAGCUUUUAACGGUCCGAAACGUCUCGGGAUUAUUGCUUCGACGACGCUCUCGGUGUCUUGAUUACUCGAGCGUCGCGUUGCGUAUGUGAUGAGAGAAAACUGCGGUGUACUAUAUAUAUACAUAUAUGUGUGUAUAUAUAUAUAUAUGUGUGU